Messenger RNA from Pygoscelis adeliae (Adelie penguin), 865 nucleotides. It is a transcript of the gene ADPRH, whose product is annotated as ADP-ribosylarginine hydrolase. The transcript is spliced from 3 exons. The annotation marks the transcript as partial. The record is from RefSeq and is a predicted model, not a curated record. NCBI's taxonomy places the organism in Eukaryota, Metazoa, Chordata, Aves, Sphenisciformes, Spheniscidae.
CUGCAUUGAGGCAGUCCUGGGGCAAAAAAUGUGUCCUAAGGUGAUGGAAAACUAUGUGGCGUCGAUGGUGCUGAGUGCAGUUGGUGACACGUUGGGCUAUUACAAUGGGAAAUGGGAGUUCCUGCAGAGUGGCCCAGCUAUCCACAAGGAGCUGGCGGAGAUGGGGGGACUCGGCAACCUCAGCAUCCGAGGCUGGAAAGUCAGCGAUGAUACGGUGAUGCACUUGGCCACGGCCGAAGCCCUGGUGGCUGCCGGGAAAAACCCAAGUUUAGAGCAUCUCUAUUCCCUGAUUGCAAAGAACUACAAGGAGUGCAUGAAUGACAUGAAGGACAGAGCUCCAGGUGCCACGUGUAAGGAAAAUGUGCUGAAGCUGGAUCCAGGGCGGCCGGACGGCUGGAGGAUCCCGUUCAGCCCCCAGGCAGGGGGCUGCGGGGCCGCCAUGCGCUCCAUGUGCAUCGGGCUGCGUUUCCACCGCCCCGCUGAGCUGGACACCCUGGUGCAAGUCAGCAUCGAGAGCGGCCGAAUGACCCACCACCACCCCACUGGCUACUUGGGGUCCCUGGCUUCGGCCCUCUUCACGGCUUUCGCGGUGAAUGGGGUGCCCCCCCCAGCCUGGGGGAAGGGGCUGCUGGAGGUGCUGCCGCGGGCGAAAGCCUACGUGCGGGACACCGGCUUCUUCGUGGAGGAGAACAUGGGGCAGUGGCAUUACUUCGAAGAGCAAUGGGAAAAAUACCUGGCAGAGAGAGGCAUAUCAGACAGGGUCUCGCCGCCCACCUUCCCCCCCAAGUACGGCGUGGAAGAGAGAGACUCGUUCUACACCUCCCUCAGCUACGACGGCUGGGGGGGCAGCAGCGGGCACGACGCC